AUGCCGUUUAUUGGAGCCUCGAACGCGUCUAACAGCAUAUUUAAGAAUUUGAAGGAGAAGCACUCGAUUGGGAGCACGCCUGCGGCUUCUUCGGUGGCGUCGUCUCUGGCGUCGACGGGGGCAGACAGUUUGGAGCACUAUCCGACGAGUGGGAGCGCCAGCAGCAAUUUGGAGGAGAAGUUGGAGGAGCGAAUAUCUCAGGGCAAGGAUGCUGGGGGGGCUCCGGCGGCAGCUGCUGCAUUUGUCGGGGAGGGAUGCGGACGGAACAUACAGGUGCCCAAGAUGCGGACGGUUUCCGUGAGCUCGACUGUUAGCCAGUGCCAGGAGUCGGAUCUGCAGCAGUUGUUGAGGUUUCCGAACGAAUCUACGCAUGCGUACUCGUACAACCCGCUUUCGCCCAACUCUUUGGCCGUGCGGCUUUCGAUUUUGAAGCGGUCGUUGGAGAUCAUGAUAAAAAACCCUACUUUGCUGCAGGACGCGGGUGGGACUACGGAUGAGCUGGCUCCGUUACCUUCGAUUGUGUCGAGAUAUAGCAUGGAUCGGUCGUAUUCCGCAAGUGUGAAACGGUCGCCCCUAGAAGUUCCUACGCAGCAGCUGCGGAACGCAUCUUCUGCUGCUCUUUCGGCGUUGUUCAACGGUCCCGUGAGUUCGUCGGCUUUGCCGUCUAGCCAGGGCGGCGGGGACAGCGCCAGCGGGUUGGAGGUUCCUGCGCUAGGGCAUUCUGUUACGUUGAAUGCUCUACAAUUGCAUUCUAACAAUGGGAAUGUGCCAUAUCGAACGGGCUCGGUCCAGCCGUUGCCCAUUGCAUGGGAAAUAGGGAGUGCUUCGUCAGAUAGUCCCGAACUUACAUCAGAGUUGGAAUGCAAGCGGCAUUUGCCGGACUCGCCCUCGAUGGUGUCUGUGACAGAUUUGACUAGCAGCAGUUGCAGCGACAGUUAUAAUACCACUACUAAUAAUAAUAAUAAUAACCAACUGCAGCAGCAGCAGCAACUCCAGCAACAGCAACAGCAACAGGUUCUGCCCAUGCUAUGCGAGCACCAGCAAAGUCACAAUGCCGAGUUUAUCGAUGAGAAGAGACAGGAAUUGGAGGGCCUUUUGAAAUUAUUGAACGAUACUUUGAAAAACCAGGAUAAUGGAAAAGCUUCUGAUCUGCUUAUGAUAUCUCUGCUUAACAUUAACAAAUUGUCCCUGGACGUAAAUAAUAGUGGUUCAAAGGAUGGGGACGAAGAAUAUGAUAAAAAUUCUCAAGUUAAGAUGCAUAAUGAGCAGGUACUAAAGAAACAUCUUCUGGAAAGUCUCGCGCAGCCCUUUCAUGAAGGUUUUAAUCAAGAAUUUACGGUGCCCGCAUCUCAAGAGGAAACUUUGCCUGCUCAUGAUUCUGACGAACUAGCAUCUAUUCCGGACCCAACAGAGUAUCACAAACCAUAUGAUACGCCGCGCAUCCUGCAUACAUUUACCUCUGGUAAAUACAUGGGUCCUCAAGCUAUAUUUACUUGUUCCCAACACCAUCCAUGGAAAUUUAGGGCAGCAAACGAUUUGGCAUGUUUGAUAUUUGGCAUAUCUAAGAUGGCUUUUAGAGCGCUUACUUUACUAGACUUGAUACACACUGAAAGCAGAAGCUUUGUUUUGAACAAGAUUUUGUUUACUGAGGGACAGGAGCAAGUGUUUACUGGUGAGAUUGUCGGAGUUAUUCAGCCAGGUGUUUCAUCAUUUUCUUCUCCUUCGUCCUCUAUGUCAUCCGCAUAUACUUCUGGCCAGAAAUUUAUUUGGGCGUCCAUGUGGGCUAAGCGGAAGAAUGGUAUGAUCGUUUGUGUGUUUGAGAAAGUGCCUUGUGAUUAUAUGAAUGUUAUGUUGAAUUUAGAGGAUUUUUCGGUUAGGGAUGUUAAUGGUGGUGAGGGUUUACAACUACAUGUAGAAUCCCAAACCCCCUCAGCAUCUUUUUCCUCUACUGAAGUGGAUACUUCGGUACCAAGGACCAAAUCAGUUAAGUUUGCCAAUGAGAUUGAUGAUGUUGGGACUAUUAGUCGAUCCUUGGGUGAUUUGAUCGAAAAAGUUAAAUCAGGCCAGAUAAUCGACAAGCAUGAUGACCUUCUGUCGUUACCUGUCCGAGUUACGAACCAUAUUAAUGAAAUAAGAUAUUUUACGUUAAAUCAUCUCUCGUUCAAUAUUCCAUGUGCUGUAACAUCUUCUAUAUUAGAGGAUGAUUUGAAGUUGCAGAUUCAUAGUUUGCCUUAUCAAGCAGGUAUGUUUAUCUUGGACUCCAAGACACUAGAAUUAAUUACUUUUAACAAAUCAAUCUCAAAGAAUAUGUUUGGUUUUCAUUACGUGGAGCUAAUACAUAAGUCCAUUACCAAGAUUUUACCCUCUUUCCCUGAUUUGAUAAGAUACAGUAACACUAUUUAUCCUCAUUUGAAUAUCAAUUAUCCAAAGAAUAAAGGUUUGGUGUUGACGGAACAUUACUUUCGUAAACUCCAAAGUCGAAUGAAGGGUAAUGCAGACGAGUUUUAUAGCUCUAUUGGUAUUGAUGGUGUUCAUAGAGAUGGAUGUAUCAUUAAGGUCGAUAUUCAAUUACGUGUACUAAGCAUGUCGCAUAUCUUACUGUGGAUCACCCACUCAAGAGAUGUCUUUUUUAGUAACUAUAAUACCAACCCAUCUCAAUUGAAAAUUUUGGAUGAAAAAGCUAUUGCAACAGUGAGUAGUGGGAUGAGUUCUACAACUUCAUCAAAGAAUCCAAGCGAAAAGUAUAAAUUAGAAGAAUUGAAGAAAUUGAAAUCAGAAUUGCAAACGCUAACAUUACAAAUCGGUUCUCAGGACAAUAAAUCUAAUACACGCCCCAAGUCAGAAUAUCCUCUUUCAGAUGACAUGUCGACUGCGGUAACGGAGGAGACUGACGCAAACACCACAACCAGCAGCGUUGAUCUCAAAAUUAGAGAUCCUUUGAUGUCUCCUGAUCCGAAUACCAAAUGGGAAUUAGCUAAAAGGUACGCUCAGGAUAAGGCCGAAUUUGUGAGUGAUGACAAUUUCAAAGUUGAUGAAAACUUGAUUCUACAUAUGAAUUCGUCUCUAAAAAGUGACAUCAAUUUUCCUGUGGACCAUUCCUCGUAUAGUGGGAGCAAAUUAUCUUUAGACAUGCUAUGCCAUGUGCCUGAGACAGAAAUUGGGGCUUUGAAGCAUGUGAAGAAGUUUUCAGAUUUUACAGUUUUGCAAAAUAUGGGCAAGGGUGCCUACGGGAAAGUCGAUUUAUGUUUGCAUAAGAAGGAAAAGUAUGUAGUUGUGAUUAAGCUGAUUUUCAAAGAAAGAAUAUUGGUUGACACUUGGGUUAGGGAUCGAAAGCUGGGCACCAUUCCUUCAGAGAUUCAGAUAAUGGCCACUCUACAAAAGAAACCUCAUGAGAAUAUUAUGAAAUUACUUGAUUUCUUUGAGGACGAUCAAUAUUAUUACAUCGAGUCUCCAAUGCACGGUGAAACUGGAUCAAUUGAUCUUUUUGAUCUAAUUGAGCUGAAAACCAAUAUGACUGAGUAUGAGGCCAAGUUGCUGUUUAAGCAAAUAACCUCUGGAGUCAAACAUUUGCAUGAUAAUGGUAUUGUUCAUAGAGACAUUAAGGAUGAAAACGUCAUUGUAGAUAACAAGGGUUGUGUUAAACUAAUCGACUUUGGCUCCGCUGCUUAUGUCAAAAGGGGACCAUUCGAUGUGUUUGUUGGCACUAUUGACUACGCUGCACCGGAAGUCUUGGAAGGUGAUCCCUAUGAAGGCAAACCGCAAGACAUUUGGGCUAUUGGUGUGCUACUGUACACCAUUAUUUAUAAGGAGAACCCAUUUUACAACGUUGAUGAAAUUUUGGACGGUGAUUUACGAAUCAAUCCGUCCGUAAUUGUUAGUGAAGAAUGUGUUGCUUUAAUAACCAUGGUCUUAGAUAGGUCUCUGAGCAAAAGGCCUACUGUUGAUGAUAUUUGCAGUCAUAAGUGGUUAGGAAUCUAG
This is a messenger RNA of Eremothecium cymbalariae DBVPG#7215, 3978 nucleotides long. Its product is annotated as serine/threonine-protein kinase. NCBI's taxonomy places the organism in Eukaryota, Fungi, Ascomycota, Saccharomycetes, Saccharomycetales, Saccharomycetaceae. Gene Ontology annotation, molecular function: protein serine/threonine kinase activity; ATP binding. Gene Ontology annotation, biological process: protein phosphorylation; negative regulation of glycogen biosynthetic process; intracellular signal transduction. The coding region runs from base 1 to 3978 and encodes 1325 amino acids. The transcript has a single exon. The record is from RefSeq and is a predicted model, not a curated record. Gene Ontology annotation, cellular component: nucleus; cytoplasm; cytosol.